CAUAAAUACAUCAGCUUCCAAGGAUGAGGUGACAGAGCUUACAACAAGAAUGGCAAACCCGACGGCGGACUGGGAGAAGGUUGGGGACAAGUUCUACCGGAAGAUUCAGCUCUAUACCGCGGUAUUUGAUCAAGACCUGGAGCUCGAGAACUACAUUGUGACGGGUUGCUCUUAUGGCGGUGCUAUAGCUCUACAUCGCGACGAGACGAAGCUUCACUCUUUUCGUGGCUCUCAAGCAUCGAAGUCCAGCAUUGACUUAUACAGCUGCGCUGGAAAGCUGAUCCGACGCAUAAAUUGGGACAAAGGUUCCAUUAAGGGCUUAGGAUGGUCAGAAGACGAGAAGCUCUUCGUCGUAACUGCAGAUGGUACGGUGAGAUGUUAUUAUGAUUUACAGGGGGAGUUCACCCAAUUCACCCUCGGUCAUGGAGCUGAGGAGUAUGGAGUGACAGCUUGCAGAUUCUAUGGCACUGGAUUCGUUGCACUGCUUGCAAAUAAUCACCUAAUUUCUGUUUCGAGAUACGAUGAGCCACGGCCAAAGUUACUUGCGACACCUCCUGAAGGCGAGGUUCGUUCUUGGACUCUCAUUCCUCCGGCCUACACGCUAUCUCGAUCAGUAGAAGUGCUACUUAGCAUUGGUCAAACUAUUUACGUUGUAGAUGCAUCCGAGUCGGAAGAUCGAAUGCUUGAUAUUGGCCCCUUUAGCCAUAUUAGCGUUUCUCCCAACGGCAAGUACGUGGCACUGUACACAGAAACCGGAAGGGCAUAUGUGAUCACAAGUGACUUCCAGAAUCGACUCAGCGAGUAUGAUUCGAAAUCUAGGAUACCACCAAAAGAUGUACAAUGGUGCGGGAACGAUGCAGUGGUUAUUGCUUGGGAGGACGAGGUUCACAUCAUUGCACCUAAAAAUGCUGCAGCAAAAUAUUUCUAUGAUGGUCGAGUUCAUCUCAUUGCUGAUCAUGAUGGUGUUCGUCUAAUUACGAACGAUGUCUGCGACUUCAUUCAGAAAGUCCCAGACGUGACAGAUGAAGUCUUCAGGUUUGGUACUGAGUCACCAGCAUCGAUACUUCUCGAUGCAGUGGAACAGCUGGAGAACCAGUCACCAAAAGCUGACGAUAACAUCCAAUUGAUUCGGCCAAACUUAGUCGAAGCUGUUGAUACAUGUGUGAAAGCAGCUGGUCAUGAAUUCAACAUCCACUGGCAGAAGCAGCUCCUGAAAGCUGCGUCUUUUGGCAAGUCAGUGCUUGAUAUCUACAACAGCGACGACUUUGUCGAUAUGUGUGAGACGCUUCGGGUCCUGAAUGCAGUGCGAUUCUAUGAGAUCGGCCUACCGCUGUCUUAUGAACAAUUCCUGCGGCUUACCCCCGAAAAGCUGAUCAGACGUCUCAUCAAUCGCAGAGAAUAUCUUUUGGCACUCCGGAUAUCCUCCUACCUGCGUUUGCCGACAGACCGCAUAUAUGUGCACUGGGCAUCACAAAAAGUUCGUGUGGGAUCCGAAGAUGAAGACACGAUAUGCCGUCUCAUAGUCGAGAAGCUGGCAGGAAAGCGUGGGAUUUCGUUUGAAGAGAUUGCUCGAGCAGCUUACGACGAAGGACGAGGCCGCCUAGCCACCGAGCUCCUCAAUCAUGAACCCCGAGCGGGGAAGCAAGUCCCUCUUCUUCUCAACAUGGAAGAAGAUGAAAUAGCCCUCGAUAAAGCCAUCGAGAGCGGAGACUCUGAUCUCAUAUUCUUCGUACUCCUCCAUCUCAAGAAGAAACUACCUCUGGCGUCGUUCUUCCGUGUUAUCAACAGUCGCCCCGUAGCAACCUCACUUAUCGAAUCCACCACACAAGCGGACGAUACUGAGUUACUGAAAGAUCUAUACUACCAAGAUGACCGCCGCACCGACGGUGCAAAUGUCUUCCUGCGAGAAGCACUCAAACAACCAGACUCUAAAACCGCAUCUGACAAGCUCACUCUGGCAGCCAAGCUACUUUCGGAUUCGAAGGAAACAUCUUUCGAGUUAAAAGCACUGCAAGAAGCAAGUACACUGCUUAAGAUGCAAGAGGCAUUUGAUCGUGAUCUGACAGAAAUAUUCACUGGAUUGAGUGUUAAUGAGACCAUCUUCAAACUCAUUAGAUUGGGUUAUGCGAGUCGGGCGAAGAAAAUGCAGAGCGAGUUCAAAGUACCAGAAAAGACAGCUUGGUGGCUUCGACUCCGAGCAUUGGUGUCGAAACGUGACUGGAACGAACUGGAAGAGUGGUCCAAAACCCGCAAAUCGCCCAUAGGCUGGGAGACGCAGCCAUUCUUCACACUCAUCCUCGGCGCUGGCAACCCAAAGCUAGCCAGCGUCUUCAUCCCGAAAGUGGCACCCGCUCUGCAACCAGGCGAGACAAUAGCCAUGUACGAGAAAUGCGGAAUGCGGGUGAAGGCUGCCGAAGAAGCAGUCAAGAUCAAGGAUGUAGAGACUGUUGAUCGGCUGAGGAACUUGGCUGGAGUUGGGACCGUGGAAGGGAGAGAGAUUGAACGGUUGGGUGCUGGACUCAAGCGGCCGUGA
This is a messenger RNA of Hyaloscypha bicolor E, 2533 nucleotides long. RefSeq names its product vacuolar protein-like protein sorting vps16. NCBI's taxonomy places the organism in Eukaryota, Fungi, Ascomycota, Leotiomycetes, Helotiales, Hyaloscyphaceae. The coding region runs from base 50 to 2533 and encodes 827 amino acids. The transcript has 7 exons. Gene Ontology annotation, biological process: endosomal transport; intracellular protein transport; vacuole fusion, non-autophagic. Gene Ontology annotation, cellular component: HOPS complex; cytoplasm; lysosomal membrane. The record is from RefSeq and is a predicted model, not a curated record. Gene Ontology annotation, molecular function: actin binding.